Molecule: messenger RNA, 363 nt
Organism: Aspergillus chevalieri
Lineage: Eukaryota; Fungi; Ascomycota; Eurotiomycetes; Eurotiales; Aspergillaceae
Exons: 2
Coding region: 1-363 (120 amino acids)
Biological process (GO): amino acid transmembrane transport
Cellular component (GO): membrane
Molecular function (GO): amino acid transmembrane transporter activity
Source: RefSeq, a predicted model, not a curated record
AUGCCAGACUUUGAUGCUGAGAAACAGGCGCCUUUGGACGCAACAACGCCCAGGGCCUUCUCAAACCUUUCCCAUCACGCGCAAAUCGACAAUGUCAAUGCCGACCGACUGGCGCGCAAGCUAUCCCCUCGGCAGGUCCAGAUGAUCGCGAUCGGUGGCACGAUAGGAACAGGAUUAUAUCUCGGAACCGGUAGGGCGUUGGCGACCGGCGGUCCGGCGUCAAUGCUUCUGGCCUAUACGAUCUGUGGUGCCAUUGUCUUCGUCACCAUGCUAAGCCUUGGAGAGAUGGUAGCAUUCAUUCCUGUGACAGGUUCAUUCUGUACAUUUGCAGGGAUUCGCAUUGACAUGGAAUUACUGGGCUAA